This is a messenger RNA of Acanthaster planci (crown-of-thorns starfish), 2074 nucleotides long. RefSeq names its product sialidase-1-like. The record is from RefSeq and is a predicted model, not a curated record. Gene Ontology annotation, molecular function: exo-alpha-sialidase activity. NCBI's taxonomy places the organism in Eukaryota, Metazoa, Echinodermata, Asteroidea, Valvatida, Acanthasteridae. Gene Ontology annotation, biological process: oligosaccharide catabolic process; ganglioside catabolic process. Gene Ontology annotation, cellular component: cytoplasm; membrane; intracellular membrane-bounded organelle.
UCUAGUGUGCAGAACUAAGUAAGUUGGCUUAUCUAAAGGCUGCGUCCAGCCAGCAAGAUUCUGUGUGAUUUACCCUAGACUUCGAAGUUUGGGUUAAUGUGAGCAUUUUCAGAUUCCACAGUCAUGACAAGCACAUUUCUACUGCUAGUAGUCUUUGGAUGCGUCGCUUCUAGUUUUGAACUGCCAAAUGCAAAGGUAGACCCUUUCAUCGCAGGCCAGAUGCCCCUGUGGAGACAGGAGGAGGCAGAUGUGGUCAUCUACCGCAUUCCCUUGCUCAGUUACACCCCUGGAGGGCACCUGCUGGCCGUCGCUGAAGCCAGGAAGUACUCCGGAGGGGAUGCUGGUCCGAAGUUCAUGGCCAUCCGCCGAUCAGUUGAUGAGUUGGGCGACACGUGGGAGCCGAUGCAGUAUAUUGUAGACGACGGCUACCUCAUCUUUGACGGCCUCAACCUCGGCAACGUCAUGGUAGAUGACGAGAAAGGGAUCAUCUUCAUCAUGUACACGUACUGCUACCACCAUGACCGGUGUGACAUCGCCGACACCAAGCUGGUCAAGAGCUUGGAUGACGGCGUGACCUGGUCAAAACCGCUGAACCUCUCGCAGCAAGUCGGCACGGCAUCGUUCGCCCCUGGGCCCGGCUUCGGCAUCCAGAAAAAAAGAGCACCAAAUAAGGGGCGUCUGGUCUCCUGUGGACACGGCAGCGGGUUUGGAGGUGGCGUGCAGUGCCUACUGAGCGAUGAUCACGGCAUAACAUGGCGAUGGGGAGGGCAUAUCACCAAAAGCAGCGACUUUGUGCCCGACGAAUGUCAGGCAGCUGAACUGCCCGAUGGCUCCGUCAUGCUCAACAUCCGCAAUGGUCAUAGAUACAAGUGUCACUGUCGUAUUGUGGCACGCAGUUACGAUGGUGUGGAGUCGUUUCCUUUGAAAGAUAUCUAUGAAGAUUCUACUUUGAUCGAGCCAGCGUGUGCUGCAGGCUUGCUUUAUCACCGAGAUGUUCUUUUUUUCACAAACCCCAAAAGUACCACAGAAAGAGUUGACCUGACGCUGCGAUGGAGUUACGACAAUGGAACAACGUGGGACGGCGAGCUUCAGAUCUGGGAUAAAGCCAGCGGUUACAGCACCAUGACGGCUCAUCCGGGACCUUCACAGUAUGUCUUCAUUCUUUUUGAGAAGGGCAUCACAUCAACCACCGAUUCCAUCGAGUUUGUACGUGUGACCUUAUAUGAUGAAGUAUAGUUGGACUUCGUCCUUCAUGCCCUGUUUGUGCAAGGCACAUCUGAAGGGGACCCAGGAAAUGAGGAUCAAUUGCUGUCUGUGUUGAUUUUUUACCACAUUUCAGUUGCUGUGGCAGUGUUUCAAAUUGCAAACCAGCGGUUGCAAUAUGUUUUGUGAACACUUAAUACCCAAAGAUGUUUUUCCUUACCGAGCAGGACUCCGAUGACACUGCUGGCAGUUUGUUUUGCAAUGGAUGAUACUAAUUCACACAAAUACGUAUCAAAGGAGGUUUAGCCAUUCCUAUAUUGGUUGAGAGCUGAGUCUCUGUAUGGUACUGCCUUGGUACUGCCUUGUAUUAGCUAGUUCUUUUUUAUUUUACAAAUUCCCAGGAAAACAUCAAGGGAUAUACCAUGAAAGAUGUCCAUUCUUAUAUGCCUGUCAUACAGGUAAUCUCUUUGCAUAUAAUUUUUGAAAGCCCCAAAAUUGUUGAUUUAUGGGAUAAAAUCAUGCGGGUUCCUUAUUACUAAAACUGUAUAUUUCUUAAUUUAUGGAGGGGUUGAGGUUACCGUGGACAACUGGGAAGCAAGUUGUAAGUGCAGUAUGCAUUAAAGGAAGUGUAAUGUCUGUUUACUUUGAAGUGGAUUUCUGUUAACAUUCACUUUUUGCAUACUUUUAUACAGACGUACUGCAAAGUUUUUGUUUGAAUGGACUUCAAAAUUAAUGUCAAAUGUAUUUUCAUAUUUUGUGACAUUAUAACUAAUGAGAAAUAUGAUUCAGUUGUACUCUAAAUCCUUUAAGAGUAAAUAAAUGUGCUAAUUACGUACAAGAGAACAUUUUUCACUUAUUUCCCAGUUUAAAA